AACAAAAUGGAGAGGGUCCAAAGUACAAAUCUACACGCUUACAUCCUUAUUGCAAUAGCCCUCUUCUUGUCUUUAUCAAGACCAUCUCAUGCAACAAAACAAUUCAAUGUGUUGAGCUUCGGAGCUAAACCUAACGGUAUGGUUGACUCAGCUCCAGCUUUUGUCAAGGCAUGGGAUGCAGCGUGCGGGUCCACUGAUGCAGCCGUUAUAUACGUGCCAAAAGGACGGUAUCUGGUUAGCCCUGUUCGUUUCAAUGGUGUGGGUUGCAAGAGUCUUAAUAUUGUCUUCAGGAUCGAUGGUACUCUUGUUGGUUCGGAGGAUUACAUGUUUCUUGGGAAAGAAGCAAACUGGCUCAGCUUUGAACGAGUCAGUGGAGUUUCCGUUAUCGGUGGUUCUCUCGACGCCAAGGGACCCUCGUUAUGGUCUUGCAAAGCUUCAUCUAGCAACAACUGUCCAGCUGGUGCUACGACAAUGAGUUUUGUGGAGUGCAGUAGAAUCAAUGUGAAGGGAGUACUAUCACUGAACAGCCAAAUGUUCCACAUUGUCAUCAACCGAUGCCGUGAUGUUAAGCUCGAUGAUAUUCAAAUCGUGGCUGAUGGAAAAAGUCCUAACACAAAUGGCAUCCAUGUUCAGCUAUCGACCAAUGUUGAGAUCCGCAACGCUUCCAUCAAAACCGGUGACGACUGUAUCUCCAUUGGCCCUGGAACCAAGAACUUGUGGGUCGAACGAGUCACAUGUGGCCCUGGUCAUGGAAUCAGCAUUGGGAGCUUGGGAAAGGAUAGAGAAGAAGAAGGAGUUCAAAAUUGGACGGUGAAGAAUGAAUCGGGAGUGAGGAUAAACGAUGUAAUUUUUUAUCAAGGCAUAAGAGGAACAUCAGCUACGAAAAUUGCUGUAAAAUUGGACUGCAGUUCUAAAACUCCAUGCACACGUAUAAGAAUGAAGGACAUUAAUUUGAGAUAUGCUAAUGAAGCUGCCCAAUCUUCAUGUGUCAAUGUCCUUGGUGACAGUACUCUUGGUAAUUUGGUCAAACCCCAAGCCUGCUUCUAAUUCUCAUUCAAUUCAAUGAAGAUCAUAAAGAUACAAUGAUGGGGUUGAAAAGAUAUAUGUACAUUUGAAGAAACCCAAUUAAAAUUUCAUUCACAAGUCUAUCUAAUUAGAUCUUCUUAUAUUAAUAGUAAGGAGUCAUAUCAUGAUAUCUUUAGUUGUUUGUUAUACUUCAGUUGUUGUUCCAAGUUUG
Messenger RNA from Camelina sativa (false flax), 1237 nucleotides. Its product is annotated as polygalacturonase-like. Gene Ontology annotation, biological process: carbohydrate metabolic process. Gene Ontology annotation, molecular function: polygalacturonase activity. Lineage: Eukaryota; Viridiplantae; Streptophyta; Magnoliopsida; Brassicales; Brassicaceae. The record is from RefSeq and is a predicted model, not a curated record.